Molecule: messenger RNA, 735 nt
Organism: Teleopsis dalmanni
Lineage: Eukaryota; Metazoa; Arthropoda; Insecta; Diptera; Diopsidae
Exons: 1
Coding region: 1-735 (244 amino acids)
Biological process (GO): telomere maintenance; DNA repair
Molecular function (GO): DNA helicase activity
Source: RefSeq, a predicted model, not a curated record
AUGGCUAAAGUACUUCAAAAAUGUCACAUCAUUGUUUGGGAUGAAUGCACAAUGGCACAAAGCAUUAAUCGAACACUUAAAGAUUUAAAUGCCAACUAUAGACUUUUUGGAGGCACUUUAAUUUUAUUGGCAGGUUCAAUCUAUGCUGAUGAAAUCAAUGCUUGCCUUAAAUCAUCUAUUUUGUGGCGAAGUGUCCAUAUAUUGCGACUUACUGAAAACAUGCGUGUUGGACUACAGAGAGAUUUAGCUGCAGAACUGUUUGCCAAACAAUUGCUGGAUAUUGUUAAUGGAAACGUUAGUCUUCAGAAAAAUACGCACUUUAUUAAAUUGCCAGAAAAUUUUUGUAAAAUUGUUAGUUCGAAAGUCGAAUUAAUAGAAAACGUAUUUCCUCACAUAUAUCAAAAUUAUCAGAACCAUCAAUGUCUUCAAAGUAGAGCUAAGAACUUAGAUGUCGAUGAAAUCAAUUCGAAAAUUCAAGCUAUGCUACCUGGUAAUUUAAUUUCGUUAAAAUCCAUCGACACAGUGGUAGAUGAAAACGAGAUUGUGAAUUAUCCCACUGAGUUCUUGAAUUCGCUUGAUUUGCCAGGACUACCACCACACAAUUUACUUUCAAAAGUUGGUUCACCAAUCAUUUUAUUACGCAAUCUAAACCCACCAAAAUUAUGUAAUGGAACAAGAUUAGUAAUUAAAAUAAUUAUGGGGAAUUUAUUAUGGGAAUUGAAUCAACAAUAUUAA